GUCAAAGCAGAAAAAGAAAAGAAAGACAUUUCAAACUCUCAAGUAUCUGAGGUUUUAAAAAACUUGACGUACAGACUGAGGAAUGCAUAGUAUGCAAGAGACUCAUUUCUUUACAACCUAAAUAGCAGAGAUCAAAAUUGUUAAAUCUGAAAUAAGUUAUUUUCCAUUCUUUCAUAAAGUCUGGCUGCAAUUACAUAUUAGUAGCUAACUUAAAAUACAUCUAAGUAUAUAACUUGCAAAACCACAAAAUUUUGCCAAGUAUUUUUUAGUUUUGUUUUGUUUUACCAAAUAUUUUAGAUUAGUAUUUCUUAACCCUAGCCCUGGAUGCCUACUGCCCUGCAUGUUUCCGAUGGCUCCCUGCUUUUACACACCUGAGUGAUUGCAGUUCAGUAAAAGGCUAUUAAUCAGGUAUCAAUUGAAGGUGGUUUUAUAAGUAACAGAUCCACAAGAUCUGUCUUGAAUUGCUGCUGAUUUGAACACUUUCUUCUUAAAAAAAAAGACUGAAAUUAAUUCCUUCAAUUUACUACUCUAAUAAUAUUUCAGUUCUUUUCUAAGUAAUUUGAGCUAAAAUAAAAAGAAAUAAAAAAGCUUUAGAAGAGUGAAAAGUUUGAUCCUCGGGCCUUAAAGAACCUUUGGACGCCUCUGCGAUGCUUGCUGAAGGCGUCGAUAUGAAGAAGCUUUCUUCAUUUAUUUCUGUUUUCUCUCCAAGCUCGACUUACAUUAAAAGUGAUGUGGCCCAUGAUUGGUUCCUCGGGAUUCUGAGAGAGUGAACCGUCUGUAUCUAUACCAUAUCUUUGAUGCCAAACGUACCAUCACAGGGCCUGACUAUUUCAAGAUCACAGUCCACAGUCUGCGUCCCUCACGGAUUUACAGAACAGCUAUUACACUCCUUUUGUUAGUACCAAACCAAACGCUUUCAAACUGAGGACAUGAUUUAGAGACGUUUAGCUACACCUACGAGCAUGUUGUUCAGAUUCGGUGUCAUUCUGACUCCGGAGUCCUCGGACGUGGAGGUUUUCGUUCUGGGUUCGCGUGAGGAAAUGGGUCACUGGGACCCGAACAGGGCGGUUCGGAUGAAGGCUUCGCAGAAGCUGCCGUCACCAGAUGAACCGUGUCUGUGGACGGGCGAAGUGGAGCUGGCCGAGCCGUUCAAAGACUCUCUGUGGUUCAAGUUUAUCAAAAAGGCCCGGGACACCUUUAUCUGGGAAGGUAGCGGACCAAGUCAUGACAGGCAUUGUUUAUAUGAUGAGAGAAAUGUGGUGAACGGAGUGUACUGCCACCCGAUUGGUCACUGGAUAGAGGAAACGGGACACACUGAUGAGAUGAGGCACACCACCAAUUUCUACUUUAAGGUUGCAGGUCAGAAGGCCAUACAUUUCUCCAGAGUUCUGCCACGUGUCUGGCUGGGCAGCUGCCCUCGACAGGUGGAGCACGUGACCAUAAAGAUGAAGCACGAACUGGGCAUCACCGCUGUGAUGAACUUCCAGACAGAGUGGGACGUAGUGAACAACUCCAGUGGAUGCAGACGUAACCACGGGGAAGCCAUGAGCCCCGAUGCCUUGAUGCAUUUGUACAAAGACUGUGGCAUUGUGUAUGUGUGGCUACCAACACCUGAUAUGAGCACAGACGGUCGGAUCAGGAUGCUUCCCCAGGCUGUAUUCCUGCUCCACGGACUCCUGGAAAAUGGCCACACCGUGUACGUCCACUGCAACGCCGGAGUCGGCAGGUCCACGGCGGCUGUAUGCGGCCUUCUCAUGUACAUCCUCGGCUGGAGCCUCAGGAGGGUGCAGUACUUUGUCACCUCCAGGCGGCCAGCGGUCUACAUAGACGAAGAAGCUUUAGUCCAGGCUCAGCAGGACUUCACCCAGAAGUUUGGACAGCUGCGAUCAUCGAUCUCUUACCCAGAAACGUGACAGCUGAGAAAGAGGACUGUACGGCGGUGCUACUCCUUGCCAGAGACACACAUCUAUCCUCAAAUCCAAUAAAUCAAGAAGGACUUUACCUCCCUCCCAGAGGUAUCUGCCUUCCAGACAUCAAGGAGUACAGUUGUCUCUCACAGUGCUUAUUUGGAGCAUUUCCUCCUUCAUGUUUCCGUCAGAAGCCAUCCUCAGAAAAACAUUAUUUUCAAGUCAUAUUGAUAUAAUAUAAUCCAUUAAGACGGCAAGCUUUCCUUUUUGAACACCACAAUCUCUCACUUUGACUUUUUGAAAGACAGAAUCUUUUCAUUCUUCUCUGAUUAAAAAAAACUGAGUUACUUUGAA
This is a messenger RNA of Poecilia reticulata (guppy), 2261 nucleotides long. It is a transcript of the gene epm2a, whose product is annotated as EPM2A glucan phosphatase, laforin. Lineage: Eukaryota; Metazoa; Chordata; Actinopteri; Cyprinodontiformes; Poeciliidae. Gene Ontology annotation, biological process: protein dephosphorylation. The record is from RefSeq and is a predicted model, not a curated record. Gene Ontology annotation, cellular component: nucleus; cytoplasm. Gene Ontology annotation, molecular function: protein tyrosine phosphatase activity; carbohydrate phosphatase activity; starch binding.